Molecule: messenger RNA, 3690 nt
Organism: Chanos chanos (milkfish)
Lineage: Eukaryota; Metazoa; Chordata; Actinopteri; Gonorynchiformes; Chanidae
Product: integrin alpha-M-like
Exons: 30
Coding region: 1-3690 (1229 amino acids)
Biological process (GO): cell-cell adhesion; cell-matrix adhesion; cell adhesion mediated by integrin
Cellular component (GO): integrin complex; external side of plasma membrane
Molecular function (GO): integrin binding
Source: RefSeq, a predicted model, not a curated record
AUGGCGACAGGACCAGGAGCAGAGCAGGGCCUGGAGACCCAGAGGUGGGCACUGCCUCUGCAGCGACAGGAGGUGGGCAUUGCCUCUGCGGUGACUGGAUCCAGCACCAGUGUCCCCCUGGUGACUGGAACCAGAGGUGGGGCCCCCACUGCAAGAAAAUUCUCCGCCAUAUCUGGAUCUGGAGUACUAGCUAUGAGAGAGGCCCUCGUCAUCACCAGCUCCAGAGGUGGAGUCCCUGCUGCAACUGGACCCCCUCAGCAGGGCAGGAGCAGGAGCUGGGUCUGGUUCUGGAGCCCCUGCAAUGGAGGGAACACUUCACAAGCAGUAUUUGCUUUCAACGUUGACCCUGUGACCUGGAAGUCAUUCACUCGUCCAGACAUGGGGUUUGGGUACAGAGUGGUACAACAAGGCCCAGGAAGUCUGCUCAUAAGUGAUCCCUUGAUCCAACUAAGUAAUGAUAAAAGGGGACAGAUUUACAACUGUGACCUUGGAACAGAAAGAUGCUCUGAACUGGAUGUACGAGGUACAGCACCCGGAGAAGCAAUUAACAUGUCCCUGGGGCUUUCCAUGACUACUGAUGAGACAUUUUCAGCAACGCUGGUUUGUGGUCCAACCAUUCCCAAAAGUUGUGAAUAUAUCACUACCUACGGUGGGAUGUGCUUCAGGAUCAAUGCAAACAAAGCGAAUGGACCUGUCCCAAAGGCCCUGAGAGACUGUCCAAUACGGCAGACAGAUAUUGCUUUUCUUUUGGAUGGCUCAGGAAGUGUUGUUGACAGAGAUUUCGAAAUCAUGAAGAACUUUGUGAAAACUCUGAUAAGAGACUUACUCAGUCGAAAUACUCAGUUUGCAGUUGCGCAAUAUUCACUGUCCUGUAAUAUUCACAUACACUUUAGAGAUUUCCAAAGAAAUCGGUGGGAAUCGCAGGUGGAUUCUAUAAGUCAGCAAAGAGGAGGGACAUACACUGCAGCAGCUAUUAAUAAAGUCGUGUAUGAUGUGUUUAAUACUAAAAAUGGGGCACGACCAAAUGCCAACAGAGUCUUGCUUGUCAUCACAGACGGAAGAUCCCAUGAUAGUGGUGGUCUUGCAGCAGCUGCUAAAAAUGCAGAGAGGGAACAUAUAAGACGAUAUGCUAUUGGGGUUGGUAAUGCUUUUAAUGUAGUUAGCGCAAAAAAGGAGCUGGAAACUAUUGCAUCUGCACCACCCAGUGACUACGUGUUUCAAGUGAACAACUUUGGGGCAUUGGAGCAAAUUCGCAAAACUCUCCAAGAAAACAUCAUUGCCAUCGAAGGGACCCAGACUUCAGGUGAUGCCACUAAUAUGGAAUUAGCGCAGGAUGGAUUCAGUUCUGCGUUCAUUUCUACAUCUCAAGGGGGAAACAUUGUACUGGGCACAGUAGGUGCUUUCGGAUGGAAAGGGGGAUACCAGGAAUACACAUCUACAGGAGAAGCCAAAUUAUUUCAGAAGGGCUCUAACAUGGAGCCUGAUAGUUAUUUGGGUUAUUCCAUGGCUGUGGCAAAAACUCAUGGUAGGAAUUUUCUGAUUCUGGGGGCUCCAAGAUACAACCAUAAGGGACGAGUGCUAAUUUCCAGCCUUGAUGGCAGACAGCAGCAAGAGCUGAAUCCUCAAGAGCCCCAGAUUGGUUCCUAUUACGGAGCUGAAGUUUGCGUUGUGGACCUCAACUCUGACUCAGACACAGACUCGAUACUGAUUUCCGCUCCAAUGUACAAAGGGAAUGACCAGGAGGGCAAAGUCUUUGUAUACACCUUUUUCUCAGCAAAGUUUAAAGUGGUUCUAAUGGGCAUUUCUGGAGAAAGAGGGAGGUUUGGUUCUUCACUGGCUAGCCUAGCAGACCUGAAUGGUGACGGGCAAAGUGAUGUGGCAGUGGGGGCACCUUUAGAAAAUAAUGGACUUGGCAGCGUCUACAUAUUCAACGGACAAAGAGGUGGAAUAAACCCUACCUAUUCACAGAGAAUAUUGGGCUCAUCUGAGAAGCGAGGUUUGCAGUUCUUCGGGCUUUCUUUGAGUCAGUCUUCUCGGGACCAGAGCAACGAUGGUUUGCCAGACAUUGCUGUUGGAGCCAAAGGAACAGUUCUUCUUCUCAGGAGCAGACCUGUUGUGUCCCUGACAACAAAAAUGUCCUACGAUCCACCUUUAGUGUCCACUAAAGACACAGACUGCACUAAGGAACAGGAGAUUACUCUGCAAGUUUGCUUCACCAUUAGAGGAAACAACGUUAGAUCGAAAGAUUUAUCUGGAAGGAUGAACUACACCUUGAAACUAGAUGCCAAACGACAAAACUUCCGUGCUUAUUUUUCUCCUAAAAACCGUGUUAAAAAUGACAUGAUGGUGGUGGGUGAAUCGAAUCGUUGCCAGACACUUAGUUUUUUUGUAGAGCCUUGCCCAGAGGAUGUUGUAAAUCCAUUGUCUAAUGAAAUAACAUUCAGCUUUGAGGGCCAACAGAGCGCUGCCAUGCAGGGCCUGCGACCUGUCCUUCUCCCUGACACAAAAAUGAGCAUAUCUGAAGAUUUAAAUUUUGAGAUAAACUGUGGACCUGAUAAGACCUGCAUCGACAACCUCAAAAUGGACUUCAAUUUCUCUGGGUCCUCAAACAUUGAAGUGGGCAUAGCACAAGAGCUGAAUUUGACAGUCUCUGUAGAGAAUUUGGGGGAAAACUCUUACAACAGUCAUGUCAUCCUCACAUACCCCCCAGGCUUCUCUUACAGGAAGUUCACUACUCACCAGAGCCGAGUGGAGUGCAGUUCUGUUGAUAGUGAAGAUGUAAUGAAGCCAGGGAAGACCACAUGUUACAUUAGCAAGCCCAUCUUCCGAGCCAAUGCAAAGGCUGUCUUUGAAAUUACAUAUGGUAUCGAUAUGAACGGUGACUUUAAUCGAAAUGUGGUCUUCAAAGCAGAUGCUGCCAGCAAUAAUGAGAAGCACACCGGUAAUGACUGGUCCAAAACAAAAGAGAUUGGAGUUAAAUAUGGCAUCAAUGUUGUGGUAAGAAGAUCAGAGGAUUCCACAGGCUACAUCAACUUCACAUCUGGGAAGAGCAAUCUAGAGAAACCAGUGCUGCAGGGCUUUGAGGUGGAGAAUUACCUGAGAGAGGUCAACUUUAGUGUUAUUAUUCGAGUACCAGAAAAACUUGGAGAAAAGAACAUCUGGACGGAUAUGUCAAAAAUGGAGAUUAAAGGUUGCAGUCAAACAAGUACGGAAAAACCAACAAACAACGAUUUUGUGGAAACGCUAAGAAAAAUACCUGCUGUUAACUGUUCUGUGGCUUUGUGUAGGGUGUUCAAGUGUAAUCUGCAUCUGGUCAGGAAUUCCAAUGCUGUUUACAAUAUCUCUGGGAACAUAAGCUCUGGAUGGAUCGAGCAGAUUGGACUCAGAACAGUUACUUUUGAUUUGGUCAGCUCAGCAACUCUGGAGUAUGACCUAAACAAAUACAUUUUCUUUUCCUCAUCAUCACUUAACAAGCCACCAGUCUCCAAGAUUGAAACUCAGGUGGAAGUGUAUGAGGAGGCCACCUUCACUAAGGAGAUAAUUGGAGGAGCAGUGGGGGGGCUCCUCUUAUUGCUGCUUGUGGCUGCUGGUCUGUAUAAGGCUGGAUUUUUCAAAAGUCAGUACAAAGAGAUGAUGGAAGCAGAGGGUGGAGCUGACACAGGGGGAGAGGCUUCUGCCCCUACAGAGUGA